Molecule: messenger RNA, 1044 nt
Organism: Monoraphidium neglectum
Lineage: Eukaryota; Viridiplantae; Chlorophyta; Chlorophyceae; Sphaeropleales; Selenastraceae
Exons: 1
Coding region: 1-1044 (347 amino acids)
Source: RefSeq, a predicted model, not a curated record
AUGAAUGACGGUCCGGCCGCGCCGGCGGCUGUGGUGCUGCUGGGGGUGUGCCAGCAGCUGGGCGGCUCUGAUGAGGGCGGCCCAGUGUUUGCGGCUGAAGUGGCCCCGGCAGGUGGUGAACCAGUGGCAUCGCCCGGCUGCGCCGCCUCGGACAGCCGCAGCAGCCGCAGUGGCGAAGAGGCUGGGGUGUCAUGCACCUUGCAGAGUGGGGGUCCAGUUUCAGGCGCUGCCGACACAGAGGUUGCUAUGGCAGCUGAAGCCCAGCAGUCGCUGCUGCCGCCAAUGUCGCCGCAGAAGCGGCAGCAGGGCGCUGGGCAGGGGGCGCGGGACAAGGCAGCACAUGCUGCCGCACAUGGCAGGGCAGCAGAAAAGGGUGGCAAUCAGGCAAUGCAGACACAGCGGCGAUGCCAGGAAGGCGCCACCACGCGAAGUUCCUCGCGACCGGACGAGGCAAGCCAUGCUCCCAGCAGCAGAGCAGAUGGCCAUGGCGUUGGAGCUGACAACAGCAGUUCUGCAGCAGGGGCGGGGUGGCCUGGGCAGCUGCCACAUGAGGUGGAGGAGGGGGAGGAGGCGAAAGAGGGAAGACAGCAGGUGCAGGUGGAAGGGGCGACGCCUGUGGAACAGCCGCUCCGAGAGGAGGCGGAGGGGCAACAGCAGCAUGCGGAAGAAGAGCAGCCAAGAAACCGGCAACAGCAGCAGCAGCAGAACCAACAACAGCACCAGAAUCAACAGCAGCCGGAGCAGGAGAAGGAGCAGCAGCAGCAGCAGCUUCAGAAGCAGCAGGAAGAGCAGCGGGAGCAGGGGCCAGCUGGCACCCUGCUGGACAUCAGCAUCACUGCAACUGCGCAUCCGCCUGCAGGCUCGCCGAUGGAGCGUGGCUGUGCGGGUGAAGUGCAGCGGGUGGAGGCGGCCGGCUUUGCGGCGUCAGUGGAGGAGCUGAGUGGCCUGCUGGCGCAGCUGGCAGCACGCAGGGCGGAGCUGGAGGCGGCGCAUUCGGGGCAGCCGCCUCAGUCAAAGCCGGCUACGGCAGGGCUGAGCUUGUGA